AUGUGCUUGCACGCUCUUGGCAGCUGGCUCCAAAGCCAUCUGGAUGGCUCCGCUAUGUGGCACUACUUUGGACGGCAUGGACACUCCAGCGGACCUACAGUACGACUCAUUCGGGUCCUAGCCAUGAACCACCCCACAGGAGCCAAACGCGCCGUGUACAACGACGGUCUUGAUCACGGCACGCCUCGUUUCGUCACGACGGAGCGUGGCCCUGGCUACUUGCCACUCACGAACCAGACCAUCUCCACGCCAUUGGGUUACAUCCCCAAGUCAACUCAACGUAUGCGUACUGGGACAACUCGUACGGCAUGCAAACACAAAGUCCAGCUCAGUAUCAGCGAAUCCACAUGUGCCGCCAAGACCGUUGGGUACCCGCUGGACUACACUGAGCAUAAACACAAACUAUCUCGCAUUGCCUUGCAACGAUGCGACACAUCCGCGUGUGCCGUCAAGACCAUGGGGGCGUUGGCCGAACAGAGUACGGAUUCUACGGCGAAUACUCGGACUAUCCUUCGAAACCAGGCUACGGCGCAGUUCCGAGGCGUUGAUCAUCGGCAACAAGAACCACCAUGUGUGGAUCUUCCACGUCCUCACUGA
Messenger RNA from Aphanomyces astaci, 597 nucleotides. RefSeq lists its product as hypothetical. Bases 1 to 597 code for a protein of 198 amino acids. The record is from RefSeq and is a predicted model, not a curated record. The transcript has 2 exons. NCBI's taxonomy places the organism in Eukaryota, Oomycota, Saprolegniomycetes, Saprolegniales, Verrucalvaceae.